CAGUUUUAGCUAUGUCCCUGUUUGUGGCAGCUAGCACUUGGUUGUCCCCAGAAUAACUUUUGUUUGUUGGUGCCUUCACCUCUGUAGAGUCAUGCUCUGUAAGCUUCUUCAGUUCUAAGAUGUUUUACCUAGAAGAUAGCGGUGAAGAUGAGGAGAAGGUUCAAGAAAGCUCGUUGAGUAAAACUGCAGGUGUUUAUCAAGGCAAGGCCCCUUCUGGUAUUCUGUCGCAAACCAUGAACUAUGUGGGCCAGCUGGCCGGGCAGGUGCUCGUCACUGUCAAGGAGCUCUACAAGGGCAUCAACCAGGCCACGCUGUCCGGGUGCAUUGAUGUCGUGGUGGUGCGGCAGCGGGACGGCACCUACCAGUGCUCGCCCUUCCACGUGCGCUUCGGGAAGCUGGGAGUCCUGAGGUCCAAGGAGAAAGUGAUUGAUAUAGAAAUCAAUGGCAGUGCAGUGGAUCUUCACAUGAAACUGGGGGAUAAUGGAGAAGCCUUCUUUGUCGAGGAGACUGAAGAGGAAUAUGAAAAACUACCUGCUUACCUUGCCACCUCACCAAUUCCUACUGAAGACCAGUUCUUUAAAGAUAUUGAUACCCCUUUGGUGAAGCCAAGCAGAGAUGAAAGGCCACCGCAGAGUGCAGACAUUUCUCACACCUUGGAAACAGAGACAGUUUUCACUCCAAGUUCUGUGAAAAAGAAGAAACGAAGGAGAAAGAAGUGCAAACAAGACAAUAGGAAGGAGGAGCAGACAGUUUCUCCUGUUGCAGAAGAUGUAUUUGUGGGUGUGAGCUCUGAUGAGGAGAAGGGGGCCCAGGCAGCAAGAGGAUCUUCAAAUGCUUCCUUAAAGGAAGAAGACCAUAAGGAGCCUACCAUCUUCCGUUCUGGGGAUCACUACCCCUUAUCUGAUGGAGAUUGGUCCCCAUUAGAAACCACUUAUCCGCAGGCUGUGUGCCCCAAGAGUGAUUCCGAGCUGGAGGUGAAGCCAGCUGAGAGCCUGCUCAGGUCUGAGUCUCACAUGGAGUGGACCUGGGGCGGAUUCCCAGAGUCUACCAAGGUCAGCAAGAGAGAAAGAUAUGACUAUCAUCCAAGAACAGCUACAAUUACGCCAUCAGAAAACACUCAUUUUAGGGUUAUUCCCAGUGAAGACAGCCUCAUAAGAGAAGUUGAGAAGGAUGCUACUGUUGAAGAUACCGUCUGUACCAUAGUGAAGCCCAAACCCAGAGCCUUGUGUAAGCAACUGAGUGAUGCAGCUUCUGUUGAACUUCCUGAAGCACCUGUGGAGGCUCCUCAGAUUUCAUCUAUAUUAGAUGCAGACCAUGUUCCCUGCUCAUCCUCAAUAGAGGCUCCCGCAGAACCCAAACCAGCUGCUAAAGUUGACUCGCCAACAAAGAAGAGAGGUGUUCACAAAAGAAGUCAGCACCAGGGACCUGAUGACAUUUACCUCGAUGACUUGAAGGCUCUGGAGCCGGAAGUGGCAGCGCUCUACUUCCCUAAGAGGAUGCAGCAUCAAAGGGCUUCCAAAUGUCAGAUUUUUAACUCUCCUGUUAUUCCAUCAUGGCAAUUUAAUGACACUGACCCAGGCUCCAGGCCGUGGCCUGAAGCUGACACGUUCUCAGGCUCUCAGUCCCCACAGUCUGUGGGGAGUGCAGCUGCAGACAGUGGCACUGAGUGUCUCUCUGACUCUGCCAUGGACCUGCCGGACGUCACUCUCUCCCUCUGUGGAGGCCUCAGUGAAAAUGGAGAGAUUUCUAAAGAAAAGUUCAUGGAGCACAUCAUCACUUACCAUGAGUUUGCGGAAAACCCUGGCCUUAUCGACAACCCAAACCUCGUAAUACGGAUAUAUAACCGUUACUACAACUGGGCUUUGGCUGCUCCCAUGAUCCUUAGCUUGCAAGUAUUCCAGAAGAGUUUGCCUAAGGCCACAGUCGAGUCCUGGGUUAAAGACAAGAUGCCAAAGAAAUCUGGCCGAUGGUGGUUUUGGCGUAAGAGAGAAAGCAUGACCAAACAGUUGCCAGAGACCAAGGAGGGAAAAUCUGAGGUCCCAUCAACAAAUGACCUGCCUUCCAGUGCUGAGGAGCCAACGAGGGCCAGGCCUGCAGAAGAUGACACUUCUAGUGAUGAGGGGUCACAGGAGCUGGAAGAAACAAUCAAAGCUGACACCAUCUCCAUGGAGGCGACGAGUCACUGUAGCACAGCUUCAUAUAAGAAGUCUCUCCGACUCUCCUCGGACCAGAUAGCAAAAUUGAAGCUCCAUGAUGGCCCCAAUGAUGUCGUAUUCAGUAUUACAACCCAGUAUCAGGGCACCUGUCGUUGUGCAGGUACCAUUUACCUGUGGAACUGGAAUGACAAAGUCAUCAUUUCUGACAUUGAUGGAACAAUAACCAAGUCCGAUGCUUUGGGACAGAUUCUCCCCCAACUGGGUAAAGAUUGGACUCAUCAAGGUAUAGCUAAGCUCUACCAUUCUAUCAAUGAGAACGGUUACAAGUUUCUGUAUUGUUCCGCACGUGCCAUCGGCAUGGCCGAUAUGACCCGUGGUUAUCUGCACUGGGUCAAUGACAAGGGCACCAUCUUGCCGAGAGGCCCUCUGAUGCUGUCUCCCAGCAGCUUGUUCUCUGCCUUCCACAGGGAAGUGAUAGAAAAGAAACCAGAGAAGUUCAAAAUUGAGUGUCUGAAUGAUAUUAAGAACUUGUUUGCCCCGUCCAAGCAACCCUUCUAUGCUGCCUUUGGAAACCGUCCCAAUGACGUCUAUGCUUACACACAGGUUGGAGUUCCAGACUGUCGAAUAUUCACCGUGAAUCCAAAGGGUGAACUAAUACAGGAAAGGACCAAAGGAAAUAAGUCAUCGUACCACAGGCUGAGUGAGCUUGUGGAGCAUGUGUUCCCACUUCUCAGUAAGGAACAGAACUCGGCCUUCCCGUGCCCAGAGUUCAGCUCCUUCUGCUACUGGCGAGACCCAAUCCCUGAUGUAGAUCUGGAUGACCUCUCCUGAGCAGGGCCUGGAUGGUCCCUCACUUCCCAGCAGGGAAGGUCACCGGACCUCUUACAGAUGAAGAGCCAGGCUGUCAGGAACCUGCUUUCCAGAACUGGGACAGGGCCCCGAAGCUGGCACUGCUGCCCUCUUUCUGCUUCCCAGGCCACCGCUCAGCACCUGGACAGAGGAGUAAGGGGGACUCCGCCCCAGUGGGAAGCCUGUGCUUCAUUACCUAUGGGCUCCCACAUGCUUCCUGGACAGUGUGUGCUGGGUACCACUCUGCUGCCGAGUUUAAAAAGGAAGAAACCACAAGCUUAAAAGACUGGAGCAGCACAUUACUACACCAAGUAAAGAGUUAAAAUUUCCACCUCAGUUGAGACCGUUUCUCUCUGUAGCCAGGGCUCUCCCUGGAGGGCCAGGUAGUGUUGCCGGCUCUGUGUGUGUCCUCCUCAGGACACCUCCAUUCUUCUCACUGAACUAGAACACCUGCUUCCUGUGCCAAGUUGGGCAGCCCCCGGCACCUGUGUGCCAGCACCGUGAGCCCAGCUGCACCAGCAUGGGCUCUGGAGGGAGAGCACCCCGCAUCGUCAUCUCCUCACCUGUCCCUGCUGCACCCUGAGAGAGAAAGUCUGUUACUGUUGUGACCUCGCCAGAAGAUCAGGCACAUGUGUCAUGUCUGCAAGUAGCAGGGAGAAGUUGGUUUAAAGCACAGAAAAGGUGGUGGCAGCUUCACCUCAGAGGUGCAGAAAGGCAGCUGCGCUGGGUCCUGGGAAUAACCCUGUUCUCUGGCAUUGUCACCUGCCUGAAGUGGCCCUUGGUAGGUAUUUCAGAACAGGAUUUUUGAGAUUGUAGGCUUCAGAUUUGCCAAGGAAAAAGCCUUUGGCUAGUGGCAUUGAUCAGCUAUUUGGAUUCCAACCAUGUAAUGAAGUCCAUGGAGGCAUGUGAAAGGAGUUCUGAUGUGCCUGUUGAGAGCUAGCAUCUCAGCAGCAGCCUCAGCCCAUCACUGUGACUCUCGUGCAGAUGAGGGCCCAUGGGGUAUGAGUCCCCCGGCCCGUCCUUGGCGGCAACACACUCUGGCAUGGUGAGUACUUUGGUCAAGUGUUGGAACGAUGGCACCGGGGAGUGAUGUCCUAAAGUCUGCAGAGCCUGUGGCCAUCUGGGUGUGGACAGUGCUAACGUCAAGAGAAGUGUUGGAGGAAGGCGCUCCAGUGACCGUCAGUGGCUCUUGGUCAGGGCCCUGCACUGGGAAGAUGGAAGUAGAGCUUCUGAGCAGAGAGGGGCUGCACCUAAAGAGAGUUCUGCUUCAGCUCUGCGCGCCCCUGCAGAGGACGGCUGGCCGUACUGUGCUUUAGUUCGCUUCACCUAGAGCUGGCUUUGGAAAGGGGUGGUUAUUUUCCAGAUUGGAGAGUUGAGUGUCCCUGCCUCAGUUUAGUAUUGCAGUUGAAUGCAGAGACUGUGGUAAUGAUUCUGAAUAAAAGAAGACAAACCCUUUGAAACAUAGUUCUGAGUGGCAAAACCUGGAGGCACAUACUCCCAUCAAAGGGGUACUCCCCACAGUGCUGCUAUCCCUGUCAGAGUUAUUGGUGUCAGUAGUCGUAGGGAAACAGUUAUGUUUAUGUGAAAUAAGAUUCUGUGGGCUGGAGACAUGGCUCAGCAGUAAAGAGUUAUCUGCUCUUCCAGAGGUCUUGAGUUCAGUUCCCGGCAACCCCAUGUGGCUCACAACAAUCCGUAGUGUGAUCUAAUGCCUUCCUCUGGCGUGCAGGUGUACAUGCAGGCAGAGCAUUCAUAUACAUAAAAAUAGAUUGUGCUAAAGCAGCCUUGUGGCACUUGACACCAUGAAGCCGUCGGCACCCCAGGUGACGUGACACACCUUUGCUCUGGGGGAAGAACGAGAGUUGUGUGCACUUAACGUGAGCUUAGUCGGCUCUCUGUGUUACAGAAAAUCUAUCAUGUUUCCUCCUCAGACCAUUUCUGUUUGUCCUUUAGGGAGUUUUUGCUGAGCUAGUCUGUUUCCUUUUCCUGACACUUUCCCUUUGGACACAUGGGCCUUUUCAGAAGGUCCCUUAUCGGCUCGGGGUCUCCUGGCCGUACUGAGGUGGCUGAUCUUCUUUCCCCGUGUCCGUUAGCCCUGCACUUGUCACUGCAGAUUGAUCAGUGGGUAUUUAGGCUAAUGAAUGUAACUCUUCUUCCUUAUUUAAAGGAGUCUUCUUGCUGAAAGGACAUGAUUACUAUUACUGUAGUGUUAUUAAGUAUUAGGUGUGUGCUGAAAAUCCAUUGCCAUUUGUUACAAAUGACAUUUGUUCUUUCUGUGAAAGAGAGAUGCCCUCAAGUGUGUUUGCACACAAACCCUCAGAUGGCUUGUUGCAGUGUCCCCCUUGUCUUCAGUGACAAGUGAUGUUGAAGGGACAGACCGGCUUGUUGCAUCAGUGGACCGCCCCCUUUGUCUUUGUCUUCGCAGUUCAGUCUGAUUUUAGCGCUGGCUUUGAUGCUGAUUGUUGGAGCUUGCACUGCUGUGGAAUUGGUGGCUGCUCUCUGUCAGGCUGUGUAGGCUGUACAUGCCUGGAGUAUGCACACGUAGGCCUGUGAUCAGUACUGCAUUUCCUGUGGUCUAACCCAUCUUCAAAGUCAGUUGGAAAAAGAAAUGUACUAUUGUGAUGACCCAAAACAAAAGCUGCUAAAAAUCCUAAACCAGACAAGGACCAGAGCUGAGCAUCAGGGAAGCUCCCAUCCUCUGCAGCCCUUGCCCGUGGGGCGGGGCCAGCCUUCUGUAGUUCUCCUCAAAGCCCAGCGUCCAGAAGAGAAGAAACGGUUAAGGAGACAAGAGCACCCUCUUUUUGCAAGUUUAUCAUAGAGCUCUGGGAAGCCUUGUUUCCAUGUUUUACAGCACACUGGGGUUUAUUUAAAACCGGGUGAAGUAAGUGCUCUUCCAGGGGAAAAACUUUUUUUGACAUGAAGGCAGAGGAAAGAUUUCUUUUAAAAAUUAGGUUCAGCUGAUGAAGUAUUGGAUUGUUAGACAGCAAUGUGACUAAGCAGCUUUAAGCUGUCAGGAAUUGUAAACAUCACUGCAAUACCUUCAGUUAUGGCAAAGAUGUCUCCAGAUGAAUGGCUCAUAUUUUGGUGCAGUGUUUGAUGUUCACAACACAAUGUUACAAUAAUAAACUAACAAAAACUGA
Messenger RNA from Meriones unguiculatus (Mongolian gerbil), 6142 nucleotides. RefSeq names its product lipin 2 (gene Lpin2). NCBI's taxonomy places the organism in Eukaryota, Metazoa, Chordata, Mammalia, Rodentia, Muridae. Gene Ontology annotation, biological process: positive regulation of transcription by RNA polymerase II; fatty acid catabolic process; triglyceride biosynthetic process. The transcript has 21 exons. The coding region runs from base 120 to 2987 and encodes 955 amino acids. Gene Ontology annotation, cellular component: nucleus; endoplasmic reticulum membrane; cytosol. The record is from RefSeq and is a predicted model, not a curated record. Gene Ontology annotation, molecular function: transcription coactivator activity; phosphatidate phosphatase activity.